CAGCGCACGGGGACGGAAGUAUGGCGGCAAAACCAAAACAAACUUUCUGAAUGUGUCAACAAACUUACCGAUUUAUGAUAAAGAAAUAGAAAUCAAAAGAUCCAGACAUGGCACAUCUAUGGCAGCAUCCCUAUGUUAAUGUUUUUAAACAUUUUAAUAUUGCAUCAUGGAAGAAAUCAACCAAAGAGGGAGAAGUUUCAUCUUCAAUGGACAAAGUCAUCAAGGGCACAGUUUUUCGUGUAACUGGCUCCAUUCCUGCCGGAAACUACAUCCAGCUUCCAAAGACAACUUCACAAUCUUUGGGUUUGACAGGCCGAUACUUUUAUCUGAUGUUCCGUCCAAUUCCAUCCAAGUAUUUUGUGGUUCACCUGGACAUUGCCACACAAGAUAAUCUUGUCGUGAGGAUAUCGUUUUCAAACCUGUUCAAAGAGUUUAAGUCUACAUCAACAUGGCUACAGUUCCCAUUUGUCACCAGCCCCUUUGGAGGAUCUGUCCACUCCUCUUUCGGGAGCAGCUGUAGGGAUAACAGUGGUCCCACCCCGAUGUCUGUGAAGUGGACGGUGUUAUGUCUUGACUUCCAUUACAUACUAUCCAUGUACCUCAAUCGGAAGUUCUCGUACCUAAAGAGCAUCCGACUGUGUGCCAACAUGACUGUCAAGAAUAUCUUCACUAGCGACAUGUUGUAUGAUCCUGGUAUGACUCUGGAAGAAGCCAAAAAGAAGGGGCUGCUUGGACAUGGAAUCACACCAAUGCCAAGAGAAAUGGCAUAUCCACUUUUCAAGGGAGAUGACUGGCACGAUAAUUAUGACCUUAUCAGGUUUCCUUCUGAUGGAAAGAAGAAGCCACACGAUUCUAUCCAAACUUUAGAGACCAACAGUAACCAUGGUAACAAGAAUGACAAUGUGCGAGGACCCAGCCCCAAGCGGAUAGCCCCCCGAACAGUAGAUGUCAGUAAAUGUGUGUCUGAGAGAGUGUCCAUGAUUCACAAACUGACCAGCCCCCGAGAUAAACCACGUCGGCAGACUGUCUCGUCAGAGCUUCCAUCUGUUGGACUGGACAAUCUAUCAAUUCAGCAAGAUAAGGGUGGUGAGGUGCACAUCUUCGCUCAUCCGGAUGAGGAUCUGGUGCUGCACCACAGAGACAGACACAGAGACAGACACAGACAGGGAGAGGGUGUACACAUUGGAGUGUCUGACUCGGCUACAUACCUGCCUCCCAAACCAACAUACAAGACCUUGGAACCUGAUCCUAUCCUCAAGUUGAAGAGAAUUGUUGGUUUUGGAGGUGGCACAUACAGAGAGGCAGUCUGGACUCUGGAUGGGUCAGCGAUUAUCUACCCUUGUCAUGCUAUUGUGGUCAUCAUGAAGGUCUCCAGUGGACAGCAAAGGUUCCUGAUAGGACACACAGACAAGGUGUCAUGUCUGUCGAUGAAUGGCAGCUCCACACUGGUUGCGUCAGGACAGACUGGGCAGAUGAGCGUGGUGCGGAUCUGGAAGUUCCAGACUGGGGAAUGCCUGGCCAUGUGCAAGACUCAUGUACAUUCUCUCAGCAGUCUCAGUUUCUCACACAAAGGCAAUGUGCUCUGUGGAGUUGGCAAGGACAACCAUGGGAAAAAUAUGGUAGUGAUCUGGAACACAUCACGUGUAGCCAAGAGCAGGGAGGUGACUGUCAUGGCCAAGGCUCAUUCUGAUGUCGACAUUAGCAGAAUGAAGAUUGCAGCAUUUGAUGACACAAGGAUGGUUUCCUGUGGCGGACAACAUCCGUUGUGUCGGCGAGUGAAGGAAGGGUCGCUGAGGUCUGCGCCGGUGCAGCUCGGCGAAUACCACAACAUGGAGUUUACUGAUGUCAGCUUCGAGGCCGGCUACCAGCCAAACAAAGCCCCAGAGGAACGUAUUGUGUAUGCAAGUAGUCGGUCAGGCUACAUAUUUGAGAUUGACUACCAGAAGUUAUCAAUCAGACAUGUCAAACGUCUUCUUCCAACUGUCAAGUCAGCAAAACGAGAGAAAGAGACAUUAAAAUCAGGGACCGGUAUUGGCAUCAACAGCAUCUCGGUGAAUGAGACGUUCUGUGUGACAGGCUCUGAUGAUGGCUACCUCCGUCUAUGGCCGCUUGACUUUGCACAUAUCUACCUUGAAGCUGAGCAUGAGGGCCCUGUAACUGUGGUUGACUUGUCUCCAGACGGUCUCAAGAUCCUGGCCGGCACAGCUUCAGGCAACUUGGGCACCCUGGAUGUGUCAACCAAGAGCUACACGACUGUGAUGAGGUCUCACACUGGCCGUGUCUUUGGUGUUGCUGUUGAUCCCUACCGGAAACACCUGGCCACUGUGUCGGAGGACCACACCAUCAGAGUGUGGGAUGCAGACAGUCUACAGCAGCUGUAUGACUUCAGCUCGCCGCAGGAGUGUCCAUGUGCUAUCAGCUACCACCCAUCACGCCAGAUUGUGGCCUGCGGUUUUCAGAGUGGAGUUGUCAGAGUGUUCAAUGUACAGACUACCAGUAUCCUAGCUGAACACAGACAGCACAGAGGCAAGAUAAUUGGCCUUUCCUACUCCACAUCUGGCGACUACUUGUACAGUGCAUGUUCUUUGGGAUCUCUCGCCCUGUAUGAUGCCAGCUCCAACAGCUACAACAUCAUCCGAGUGCUUGGCAACACUGUUGCACGUGGGGAACGACAUGGUCCAGAUGCACUUGCAGUGAGCCCCUGUGGAAGACGAGUGGCUUUUAUUGGUCCCUCUGAUCUCACUGUCAGCAUUGUGGAUGCCAAGAGUCUGGACGAGGUGAUGAAGUUGGACAUCAGUAACAUAAACCCAUCGAACAGCCUGAAGACAACUCUAGACACGGCUGUCAGAGUAGCUUAUGCCCCUUACAGUGUCGGACAUCUCCUCGUCACCACGUCAGAGAACAAACUCAUCAAGUUUGAUGCCUCAUCGGGAAGGCUUUUAACAGAGGUUGAGCACAUACAUCGCAGCGGGUGUACGUCACUCACUACAACAAGUGAUGGACGCUACCUGGCUACAGCGGGGGACCGAGUGGUCAAGAUAUGGGACUAUGCAAUGAACCUUGAUAUCAACUUUCAGGUGUUCAUUGGUCACAGUGAGAACAUCUGCCGAGUGCUGUUCACCCCAGAUGGGGAAGGGUUUCUCAGUGUAGGGGAGGCACUGUACCUGUGGGACUUCCUAGCGGUCAGGCCACCAACGCCCACUGAAGGUCGGCAUGUGGACAAGGUGUAUGGAGCCAAAGAAAUAGAUGUGACAUCACAGUUGGAAAACAUGAGUCGAUCGUUCGGCGGCUCCUACACAGACCUACCCAGACAUACGCCACCCAAGCCAGCUUCGCGAGGAUCUCCUGUCAGGGUGGAGGACCUCAGCUCCAUAUACAAACACUCAAAUGGAUAUCAUGAUGAUGUAGAGUCUGUGACCUCUGACAGAGAGAUCAUUGUGAGGACCGAGGCCAUGGACAACAGGCAUGCAGACUCUGAGGAGGAGGAGAACCACCAGCAUGUGGGAAGGGGCAGUCACUCCACUCAGAUCUACCAGCAGUACCAACGCUCACAAACACACACGCCAGUCAAGAAAGGGCCCAUCACUCCAACAAGGUUUGAGAAGAAACCUCUGGUUGAAACUCGUCGUUCUCCGACUGUACAUAAACAUUUCACCAAGCGAGAAAAGGUUGCAUCAAUGGCUCAGAGGCGAUAUACCGCCCCACCCAACCAGGCUGGGUUGAAACUGAAGUCAGUGAUGGGUUACAAUGGGAAUGGUCGAGGCAAUAUGGUGUGGCAUGCAGAGACAGGCUUGUUCUUCUACACCAGUGGCUGUGUCGUCAUCAUGGAGGACCUCAACAAUGGGGAACAGAAACAUCUCAUGGGACAUGUUGAAGAAAUCUCAACCAUAGCUCUGCAAAAUGAUUGCCAGAUGCUGGUGUCAGCUAGUGGGUCGUGUGGUCUCAGCAACAGUCAGCUGUGUUUCUGGGACGUCCAGCAGCAGGUCUGUAGGAAGGUCAUCAACCACCAUGAGCAGGACGUGGUCUGUCUGGCAUACUCUCGGGAUGACAGGUUCCUCAUAUCUGUGGGUGACUACCGGGAGUGUUCCGUGGUGGUGUGGUGCACACACACCCUGUCACUGCUGGCGUCCACGAGGACAGCAUACCCUGUGUUUGACGUCAAGUGGGACCCCUACACUGUCAAUGAGUUUGCCUCUGUGGGAGAGAAGGGGACUAUCUUGUUCUGGCUGCUGGAUGAGACAACUAGCGAUGUCAGCCUCAACGUUCACGAGGCGGAGGUUCCGGAGGAGCUCCUGCAGGCACAUCAUAUGGGUGUGGGGCAGGUACAUUUCACAUCGCUGGUGUUUGCGGGUGACAGCACUCUGUAUGUAGGCAGCAACAAUGGGAAGGUGUCUGCCUGGGACACCCGCCACAACACCUGCUUCAUGCACUGGGAGGCAGACUCCUCAGAAAUAGGUCUGUUGAUCAGUCGAGGUGGUCGACUGUUGACAGCAAGUGUGGGUCGCAAUGUCCGUUUGUGGUCAGUUGUUGGGGUGGGUGAGAUGAGGCUUCCAGGCGAGAAUAGCGGGAUGAGGUCGGGACUCACCAUGGAGGACGAGAUGACACUGGACGGACCCAUCACAUGCACAGCGUUUGAUGAUAAUCUGGACAUGGGUAUUGUAGGGACAGGUGCAGGCACUCUGUGGUACAUCAACUGGUCAGAGAGGACCAGCAUCAGGCUUGUGUCUGGACACAUGAACAAGGUGAACUGUCUGGCUGUGACGGAGGGCAACCUACUAGCAUCGUGUGCUGAUGAUGGUAGUGUUCGGGUGUGGUCUGUCAAAGACCGGGAACAGGUUCUGCAGUUCCAGGUUAUGGAGCAGUCCUGCACAUGCCUGGCAUUUGCUCCCAACAAACCAGAACUGACCAUGUCCAUCUUGACCCCAUCUGACCCCAACGUCAUGUCCCACUCAAAAGUAGGUGAUAAGGCCAUCCCCUACAUUGUGGCCGGCUACAGUGACGGCACGGUGAGGAUGUACGACGUCAACAAGGUGGAGAUGGUGCUGAAGAUGCACCCACAUGCAGUGACUGUGACAGCCAUCUCCUUCUCUUCAGAUGGUCGUAUGAUCAUCUCUGGUGGAAGUGACGGCCUGAUAGCUGUAAGCAGCCCUACAACAGGGAUGACCGUGAGGGUGAUCACUGACCACAAUGGCACACCCAUCACCAACAUUGAUGUCACCUUCAAGCAGGACCAGGAUGUUGGUAUCACGGCACCACUGCUGUGGUUGGCUACUAGUGCCGACAGACGUGUCAGUGUUUGGUCAGCUGAUUGGUCGAAAGACUUCUGUGAACUGGUUGACUGGAUGACGUUCCCUGCUCCUGCAUUUGCUCCUGAUGGCUCCAUCAUAGACAAGGACGAUAAGGCCCAGUACAGCCUUCUGCCUCCCAGCAUCGCCAGGUUCUCUCCAGAGGAGACUGACCUCAUUGUGUACACUGGCUAUGGGAUGCAGAAACAUCUCCAGUUCUACAGCCUGUCUCAGAGAAAGGUUGUGAGGACCACGGCUCUCACUCACUGGGCCAACUGUCUGGAUCUGGCGGCAGACUCCUCCCUCAUUGCCAUAGGAACUAAUGAGCGCCUCUUGAAGCUGAUGGACUACUACGAAGGCAGUUUCCAGGACUUCAUCGGCCACAAUGACUCCGUCAACAUUGCUAAGUUCUCCCAUGAUGGCAAGCAGCUGUUGACGUCGGCUUACUCUGAGAUCUUCGUGUGGGAGGUCACUGUGUAAUAAGAAUGUUGUUUCCACCCAGAAGAGCAAUGGUUCUAUCCAUAAGAGCAAUGGUUCUAUUCACAAGAGCAAUGGUUCUAUCCAUAAGAGCAAUGGUUCUAUUCACAAGAGCAAUGGUUCUAUCCAUAAGAACAUUGGUUCUAUUUGCAAGAACACUGAUUCUAUGCACAGGAGAAAUGGUUCUAUCCUUAAGAACAUUGGUUCUAUACACAAGAUCAAUGGUUCUGUAUACAAGAGCGAUGGUUCUAUCCAAAAUAGAAUCUGCCUAUACACAGGAUUCUAUUCAUACAAGCCACAAUUACAGAUCUGAGCUUUUCCAGAACCAUCAUGAGAAAUAACUCGUCACAACAAGAGUGUGCAGCGUGUUCUUCAUCAGAAGAGCAGAUGAGCAGAACUCUUAAAGAUGAACAAGUGAUAGACAGUGCCACCUUGACAGCACAGAGAGUGUGACUCACACAUGUACCAUUCCGUCCAACGCACAUGCAUGUUCUUGUCAUUCCACAGUGCUCAAAAAUACUGAGUGACCAGACCUGUCACUAUCAGUUAUCCUUGUGUGCCUUUUCCAUAUAGUUUUCCCACCAUAUUCAUGGAUGAUGUGUUAUAUAGUGACAUGACGUAUUGAUUAAAUAUAGUCUACUUGCCAAAGUAGUCAUACGCUUUGUAUUUGAUAAUGAAGUGUAUACAAACUCAUGGAGUAUUAAAGAUGGGUAUCAAGUAGUGGUUAUAGAAAAUAGAUUUAUAUAAAGUAGCUAGAAUCCCUGGUCCAUUCCAUGUACAGUUGUACAGAGUUUAUGCAGGUAACUCAGUAACUUAUUAUUGUAACAUGCUGCAUUUUAUUUUUCAGCUGUAGCCAAUUGUAUAUCAGACAACUACUUCAUUUUAUACUCAGUUUGUCAUUAGCAUGUUAAAUUUGUUUUAGCUUCAUUAUUGUUUUAGAAUAAUAAAACAAUACCUGACUUA
Haliotis rubra (blacklip abalone) is the source of this 6725-nucleotide messenger RNA. RefSeq names its product WD repeat-containing protein 90-like. Gene Ontology annotation, molecular function: protein binding. The record is from RefSeq and is a predicted model, not a curated record. NCBI's taxonomy places the organism in Eukaryota, Metazoa, Mollusca, Gastropoda, Lepetellida, Haliotidae. Gene Ontology annotation, cellular component: centriole.